Messenger RNA from Pseudocercospora fijiensis CIRAD86, 1620 nucleotides. RefSeq lists its product as uncharacterized. Lineage: Eukaryota; Fungi; Ascomycota; Dothideomycetes; Mycosphaerellales; Mycosphaerellaceae. Gene Ontology annotation, biological process: positive regulation of mitochondrial DNA replication; DNA recombination. Gene Ontology annotation, molecular function: single-stranded DNA binding; DNA strand exchange activity; structural constituent of ribosome. The record is from RefSeq and is a predicted model, not a curated record. The transcript has 2 exons. The coding region runs from base 57 to 1580 and encodes 507 amino acids. Gene Ontology annotation, cellular component: nucleus; mitochondrial large ribosomal subunit.
CUGUGCAAAUCAUUGAAACGAUGUGUCAGAGGCACCAAUAGCCUCGAUCAUCCAUAAUGCGGCGGACAUGGUAUGGCGGGCUUGGAGGCCAGCACGGGAGGCACAUUUACGCCUACUGCAAUGUCAGGACAAACCAGGUCCUCUACUCGCUGGAACGGGUUCUGCGUAAUUCGCACUUGAAACAGCUCGCAGAUGUGGGCGCCAACAAUAAUCCGCCCAAACUUCGAAAAGACAUCUGGCGCCCGUUGUGGAUGGUGUCACUCCCCAACUCGCGCGAUGGUAAGAGACUAGGCCUGCAAGUCUUUCGGCAGCUGCGCGAGUAUCGUGUGCUGCACGAGACCAACUGGGAGAUUCCUGAGGAGAUGAAGCGGCCGUACACCGAGAAGGAGAUCGAACGUAUGAGGUACAAGUUGGACAAUCGAGGCGGUAGCAAGAAGGAGACCGUUUACGACAUAAUCAAGCGCAAGAAAUGGAAGAUGCGCGUGAGAAUGGUGAUGGAUCAGAAAGCAAAUUCAAUUGCAGACCUGGCUGCAAUCUUAUUACGGCAAGAAGACAAGGGAGUUGCAAUCAGUGGAAAGCGAGAACUGGCUCUCGACCAGCAAAAGAAGGAGGAUCAGGACACCAUCAUCAGCUUAGCAGAACGGAAUGCCACGGAGGCGAAUGAGUUGAAGGCCAAGAUCCCAGCUAUGGAGGCUGUCGUGGCAGAGGCCGGGCAGGAAGCGCAGAACAAGGACAAAAAGUCCAAGGAACGAAGAAGUGCGUUCCAAAAAGCAUUACAUACACGUAGAGAUGUCGAAAAGAUCCAGUUGCAGAUUCGGAGGAUGGAGUGGAGUGCCGCUCAGGUCGCAGAUGCCAAGGCUCGUGCGGCAUUCGAACAGCAGGAACAGCAGGAACAGCAGGAACAGCGAAGGCGAAGAGCGGCAGAGUCACCACAGACAGCGAAGCCGGGCACUGCCGAGGAGGGUGCUCAUGCUGAGAACUCAUCUCUAACUGAACAAACUCCAGUCAAGGAGAUCGACUACCGCCAAUACCUCCCCGACUUCCCAGCUGAGCUCGAUCCUAUCGCCGCUGCAAAAGCUGGAUUGCCUAUUGGGAAACACUCUGCGCUCCAGCCAGAAAACAGGACACAAAAGAUGCUAGUCAAGCUCUUCAGGCAGCACAUUUUCACUAUUCAAGACAUUACAGUCAAGUGGGCCAACACGCUAGAUGCAGAGUUCGCAGAAAGAUGGCCCGACGGCGUGAAACACGACCGGAUAGGAUUUGUGCGGCAUAUUGCACCGAAACCAGACGACGAGCCUGUCGAUGAUGUCAGGCAGCUCAGAGGCAUGGUUGAUACAAGUCCGAAAGAGACGCCGGAAGAGAUGGCCGCGAAGGUAGCAAGAGGCAAAGUCGUCAAGAGAAUCGCGGAACGAUUAGUGGCAGAGGUGACUCGUAAGAAUAACAGGAGUUUAGCACAGAGGAAGAAAUCACGGCUUCAGCAGCAAGCCGCUGAAGAGACGGCUGGGAGGCAGAACAACGAGCCUGGCGCUAGCAAGCAGGCAGAUGAGCCUCCGGUGCAAGCGGAGGCCCCAAAGUUGUAAUGAGACAGCGUAAAAUAUCACCAGCGAAACGAAGUGCAUU